Peronospora farinosa is the source of this 879-nucleotide messenger RNA. The record is from the annotation of a GenBank genome assembly. Lineage: Eukaryota; Oomycota; Peronosporomycetes; Peronosporales; Peronosporaceae.
AUGACGGAACCUGAUGAACUCUUUACGCUUAAAAACCAACUAUGGGUAGGCAACUACCAGAACGUGCUAAGCGAGUGCGCUACGCUCAACCAUAUAAAUGAAGCGCUGAUGAACGAGCGUGAUGUGUACGUGUAUCGUGCGCACCUGGCACUGGGGAACUUCUCUCUCGUCUUGCAGAGUAUUCCAGACACUGGUAACACACCCAUCGCUCUUAGUGCCGUGAAACUCUGGGCGACAUAUCUCAGUGGCCAAGGUGAUAAGGAGAUGAUCGAUCUGACGCUUAAGGAGUGGUUGACCGACCCCAUGAGCGCCGAGAAUGGGCAUCUACUACUCAUUGCCGGCCAAAUUUACACUCGUAACGGAAAACUCUCGGACGCGCUGUCGGCUCUUACUCGUGGUGCCUCACUUGAGCACAUGCUGUAUAUUGUGCAUUUGUAUUUGCAAAUGGACCGUUUGGAUCUGGCUCAGAAGACAGCACAUGAGAUGAAGCACAUCGAGGAGGACUCGACGUUGACGCAGCUGGCACAAGCUUGGUGUCUGACGCUAAAUGGCGGCGACAAGGCUGAUGAAGCCACGCUUCACUUCCAGGAACUGGCAGACAAAUUCGGCUCUACGCCGUUGCUGCUGAAUGGCGCGGCGGUUGCUUUUAUGGCACUCAAGAACUAUGUGGAGGCUGAGCGACUACUGCUUGAAUCGCUUAAAAAGGAUCCUGGCAACGAAGACACGCUUAUCAACUUGAUCGUAGUCAAUACGCAUCUGAACAAAUCCACACAGCAGUACAUUGUGCAGCUGCAGCAGGUGGCACCAUCGAGUUCGUGGCUUGACAACUACGUGAUGUUGGACAAAGGGUUUUCCGAGAUGGCUGCCACAUUUGCGUAA